Ictalurus punctatus (channel catfish) is the source of this 1665-nucleotide messenger RNA. It is a transcript of the gene ppm1na, whose product is annotated as protein phosphatase, Mg2+/Mn2+ dependent, 1Na (putative). The record is from RefSeq and is a predicted model, not a curated record. Bases 100 to 1392 code for a protein of 430 amino acids. NCBI's taxonomy places the organism in Eukaryota, Metazoa, Chordata, Actinopteri, Siluriformes, Ictaluridae. Gene Ontology annotation, cellular component: cytosol; nucleus. Gene Ontology annotation, biological process: positive regulation of canonical NF-kappaB signal transduction; negative regulation of canonical NF-kappaB signal transduction; protein dephosphorylation. The transcript is spliced from 5 exons. Gene Ontology annotation, molecular function: manganese ion binding; protein serine/threonine phosphatase activity; magnesium ion binding.
AUUCGGGGUAAAGCACUGGACCUGUUACGGAGGUCUAGAGUGCGGAAACUAAAGAGUAGAAGGAACAGCAGGAGUUUUAAGAGAACGAUUCAGGUGGCCAUGAGGACGGCGAGGCGAGCCAGUGCCGUGGAGGUUCCUUCCUUCCUGCGACAGCUGGUGAGGGAGACUGAAAAGAUGGUCACUUUCUUUUUCAAGGGAGGGCAGGUGGAACAACAUGCAGACGAUGAUUCGGAGUCUGAAGAGGAUAAUGAUGAUGUGGAGGAGAUACCCAGCCCUUACCUGGAGAGGCCAAUGCUACAGAAGCAUACUGCCGAGGGCGAGUGUAAGUGGGGAGUUAGCUAUGCCCUGGCCAGCAUGCAGGGAUGGCGUGCACAAAUGGAGGAUGCCCACACAUGCAUGCCUGAGAUGACUGAGGGCCUGCCGAACUGGAGUUACUUCGCUGUGUUUGAUGGCCAUGCUGGAAACACUGUGGCACAGUAUUGCUCCACACAUCUCCUUGAUCACAUCCUUGCGACAGGUGGCAUAACUGCAGAGGAAAAAGUGGAGAAAGUGAAAGAUAGCAUCCGAGAUGGGUUCUUAGGCAUUGACCGCCACAUGCAGCAACUGGCCCGCAAUAGUGGCUGGGACCGCAGUGGCUCCACAGCGGCCGCUGUCAUGAUCUCUCCACGAAACAUCUACUUUAUUAAUUGUGGUGACUCACGCACUUUCCUGUGCCGUAAUGGCCAGGUUGUGUUCUACACGGAGGACCACAAGCCCUGCAACCCACGCGAGAAGGAGCGCAUACAGAAUGCAGGGGGCUCAGUCACGCUGCAGCGCAUCAACGGCUCCCUGGCUGUAUCUCGUGCCCUUGGAGAUUUCACCUUUAAGGAAGUGGAGUGGAGGACGCAGACGGAGCAGCUGGUGUCCCCCGAACCAGAGAUCUAUGAUCUGGAGCGCUCGCCCAGUGAUGAAUUCUUAGUGGUGGCUUGUGAUGGAGUUUGGGAUGCCAUCAGUAAUGAAGAGCUGUGUGCCUUUGUGCACAACCGGCUUUCAGUGUGUGAUGAUUUGAGGGAAGUCUGUUCGCAGGUCAUUGACCUCUGCCUCUAUAAGGGAAGUCUGGACAAUAUGAGCAUCAUCAUCGUCUGCUUCAAUGGCUCUCCACAAGUGACUCCUGAAGCAUUGCAACGUGAGGCAAAGCUGGAACAACUCAUAGAUCUUAAAGUAAAAGAGAUCAUUCAAGUGAUCAGGUCUCAAAAUGAGGAGCCUGAUCUGCUUUAUGUGAUGAAGUUUCUGGCAACUGAAAACAUCCCUGGACUUCCACCAGGGGGUGGCAUCACAAGCAAGAGAGACUGCGUAAUUGCUGCAUACCAGAAAUAUUCAGCAGCUUUUAGAACUGUUGAGCCAGUGGUAUGACCUGAAUUGACUGAUACUUUCAUGCAUACUUCUACUUCUCUGAAACGAGCCAAAUAUGGAAACUGCUGUGUGAAGAAAAUAUUCAAUGCCUAUAGUCAUUUUAUUUGAGGAAAAAUACUGUAGAAAAUGGUUCCUUACUUGUAUGAUAAAGUUGGGAUGGUAUAGAGAACAAAUCAACCAGGGACACCAACACCAUACUACAUUUAGAGAAAAAAAGAUAUCGGCUGAAGUGAAAACCCGACAAAUAAACACUUCAUGCAUUUGUGGUGUACA